Molecule: messenger RNA, 4617 nt
Organism: Fimicolochytrium jonesii
Lineage: Eukaryota; Fungi; Chytridiomycota; Chytridiomycetes; Spizellomycetales; Powellomycetaceae
Exons: 10
Coding region: 1-4617 (1538 amino acids)
Biological process (GO): transcription initiation at RNA polymerase II promoter
Cellular component (GO): transcription factor TFIID complex
Molecular function (GO): transcription cis-regulatory region binding; metallopeptidase activity; protein binding
Source: RefSeq, a predicted model, not a curated record
AUGUGGAUUCCAUGCAUAGAUCGGUAUCAGGAAGCCUGCACGUGGGAUAUCAGCAUCAUCAUCCCUGCUACGCUACGGCACACAUUCCCACAUUAUUAUGAGGAGGGUGUGCCAGAUGAGGACGAUGAGGAGACGGGUGAAAUCAUCGGCGAUAGGUCGAUGAUUGUCGUCUGCUCCGGAGAACCGGAAGAGGAGGUGAUGCAUCCCAAGCAACCCACCAAAAAGAUCUGUCGCUUCUCUUUGAGACGACCAAUUGGGGCCUCAAGCAUCAUGUUUGCCGUGGGACCGUUCGAGGUUAUACCAAUACCAGGGUGGUUCAAGAAGUCUCGGGCUUUACAUUAUUUUGAACAAUAUCUCGGCGUACCGUUUCCUUACUUGUCCUACAAGCAAAUAUUUUUGGAAGACACAUACAAUCCAGUAGCCACUGGCGCCACUAUAUCAUUAUUCAGUUCGCAUCUUUUGCUUCAUGAACAUAUUAUAGACCAAACGUACGAGAGCAUGCGCCUGCUUUGCCGGGCCUUGGUUUCUCAGUGGUUUGGUCACUUUUUGGUGCCUAAAUCAUGGGCUGACACGUGGCUUUUGGUCGGAUUGACAAACUACGUUGUCGCGUUGUUCUUACAACGAUUUUUUGGAAAGAACGAAUACAAGUUCCGUUUAAGAAAGGACAUGCAACGCGUGUGCGAGCUGGAUGUAAACCAACCCCCGCUGUCCCCCAUCCCGAUACCCAUGGACGACACACAGAGUCUCAAGUCCUACGUUGUCCUACAUAUGCUGGAUCGGAAACUCGGCAAAGGCGUUCUACGGAAAGUCAUCACGACAACGCUUACAGCAGCUUCGAAUGGCGAGCUCCCCAAUGGGUUGAGCACCCACAAUUUUUUUCGUUUGGCGCGGAAGCUCACUGGAAAAGGGGAACUGAAGUCUUUCGCUGAUCAGUGGGUAUAUGGCAGCGGAUGUCCCCGAUUCAGCUUCAAAUACAACUUCAAUCGCAAGAAGAUGGCGGUUGAGUUCAGAUUCCAUCAGGAGAACGUGAAUGGAGGGAUUAUCGGCAGUACCGCGCGGUUCUCAGGCCCUUUUAUGAUUCGAAUCCACGAGCCUGGUGGGACCUACGACACUGAGGUCCACUUGGAAGAGCAGGAUAAACAAUAUGAUAUCCAGUAUCACACGAAGUACAAACGAAUCAGGCGAAAGGCCGUCACUGGACCUAGGGGAAAGAAAGGGACAGGCGAAGAGCAGGAGGCUGUACAAAACGAACCUGUUGAAGCAGAUGACAUGAGAGGCGAGAAUGCCGAUUCGAAGGGUGACUGGCAUGAUGAGGAGCCUGACAGAUUGGAUUUCGAGUGGAUACGCCUGGAUCCUGACAACGACUGGCUUUGCGUCAAGGACUUUGAGCAGACCGAAUUCAUGUGGGCGUCUCAGUUGAAGAAGGACAAAGACGUGUAUGCGCAGUUGGAUGCAAUAGCUGGGCUCAGCAGACUACCGUCUACGGGAACGUGCACGGUGCUGAGCGAGUUCAUCAACAGAAAGAUGUCGUAUUACGGAUUGAGAAUGCAGGCUGCAGCGGUUCUGGCCAGAUGCCUGUCCGAUCUUGCCGUCAAAGGCAGUGAAGGAGCCCUGGUGCAGCAAUACAUUGACGAUUACUGCUUCGUACCGAAAGAGGGUUCCUGCGAAAUCUACGCCCGGUCCCAUGAUUUCACCGAGUUGGAAGAGUAUUAUGUGCAAAAGUCGAUUGUCAGUGCGCUCGGAACAAUACGCCUUGACGACGAUUAUGCACCGAAAUCUUGUCAGCGCUUGCUGCUCAACCUACUGAAGUUCAAUGACAAUACGAACAACCAGUAUUCCGAUAACUAUUUCAUGGCCAACCUGAUUUUGGCCCUUGGUGAUGCCUUUCUACCGCAAAGCAGCCUGAAACCGAGGAGACCGCCAAUCGUUGCGCCACGCAUUUCAGCGACGUCCGGAGAUGCUUUGGAAGAAAUCGAUCGUCGGUGCCUAUUGGAUCGUUUCAUCCCGUCGUAUCAUAACACAGUCACGAUUGCAACACUGAGAGUCAAACUCAAAUGGAUGCUGGCUGGACUCAUACCUGUGGAUGUGGGCCUUUUCCUGCAACACGCACGGCAAGGCCAUUUCUUGGGGGUGCGAUUGAUGGGAAUAGAUGGGUUGUUUCUCCUGAAAGGCCUGGCGUAUAGUCAGGUCGCGCGCUUCUUACUGGCCGUUGUGGCCGAUGAUCCCGUACCGUAUGUGCGUUAUCAUGCGGCAAAAGCUUUAGCAGAAUACGUUGAAGUCCUGGUCGCGGAAGGCAAAGCGGUGACUCCGGAGAAUGGGGCUGGAGAUCCCUUAUCGAAUGGCGCAGGGGCGAACAUCAACGAGUUCGAUAUCCUUCGUUGGCAAAUCGCCGCUCAGCCUGAUACGGCUCGCAUCGUGUGGGAAUUGAUGAAUUCUGCCAAAACCUUGGAACAUCGAAUCAGAGUGAACCUACUCCGCUUCUGUGAAUAUCUUUACGACCCUGCGCCUGAGGACAAAACGCACGGCGUCAAUGGAGGAGCUCAUACGAAGCUGAAGAUUAAAAUGGCGAUCAAGAGACCUCAUGAUGAAAGUGGCAGUGAGGACGAGAUGGCACUGUUGCCACCCAAAAAAGUGACACUCAAAGAUGGCAACAAGCGCAGGAAGCUCGACGACCACAAAAUCAAAUUGAAGCCGCAACCUCCCCCGGAGCCACUCCUUCCUCCAGAUGCGGGGUUCCUGGCGAUUUGCGAAAAGUGUUUGGAUCGCUUGAUAUCUGAGAUGGCGGUGGCGGAGCAGGCCCAGCGUGUAGCCUCGCAAGCUGUGCAAGAAGAAAAAGCUGCACCGCUCUCUGCCUUGCCCAGUCCGCCUCCUGCGGGGGAGUUGUAUCCAGCGCAAGAACCUGUCCGCGAGCUCGUGGUGCCCUCAGUACCUGCGUUGUCGAUAGCGCCGGCGGAACAGCUCCAAGGGACAAAGGGUGGAAUGACUGCACAAGAGUUCGAUAUGUGUCUCAAGCUGUGGAAAGUUGUUCACGGCAACCCUGUUGCGUACUGGUUUUACGCUCCUGUAGAUCCCGUCGCCCUUAACAUCCCUAACUAUCCCCAAGUGAUCAAAAACCCGAUGGAUCUUUCAACCAUCAAGUCGAAACUUGACCAGCGGAUCUACAACGCACCCUCGGAAUUCAAGGCAGAUGUCCGUUUGAUGUUGAAUAACUCCCUGCAAUUCAAUCCUCCCGGUACACUCGUCCAUAACGAUUCCAAGAUUCUUUUGCAUGAUUUUUCGAAGGCAUGGAAUGAGCGCGCCAAGUAUCUGCGCGACCACUCGACUUCGAAUGCAGCCAACAAGGUUUCGAAGAUCCCGACGGGUGACGACAAGGUGGGUACGCCACCUCCAUCCGCAGGACUCUCCUCCGCCGACUACGCGCAAUGCUCUCAAGUAUUGAGGAAACUAUCGAAUGCCGGUCCGAUCGCCGAGCCGUUCUUGGAACCGGUUUCCAAAGUCCUAUACCCGUACUACCAUGAAGUCAUCAAGUCACCAAUGGAUCUUCACACGAUUCGUAAACGAUUGGAGGGCAAGCGGUAUAAAACGUUGCGGGACUUUGAGGCCGAUGUCCGUUUGAUGCUCAGCAACUGCUUCACUUUCAACCGACCUGGUGAUCCGGUGUAUACUCAGGGCAAAACCCUCGAAACAAUCUUUGAACAGAGCUGGACGAAGCCGAAAGGGACAGCAAUUUCAAAGAAGUCGUCAAACGCUGGCUCCCUUCCCGCUAGCCCAGCGCCCCACACACCUCCGGCGGUUCCAUCCCCAAUCGGCCCCCCACCUCCCGUAACUGUUCCGGAAGAAAAGGCGGAGCUACAACCCGGGGACCGCAAGGCUUUGCAACGCCUGCUUCAAAAACUGCAAGCACAUCCUGCCGCAGCAGUUUUCUUGCAGCCCGUAGAUCCAGUUGCGCUGAACAUCCCCCAUUACACCCAAGUGAUCAAGAAUCCGAUGGAUUUGGGCACAAUUCAGAAGAAGCUGGACUCAGGGUCGUAUGUGACGCCGGCUCAGCUUGCGGCUGAUGUGGAGUUGAUGCUCAGCAAUUGCUUCACGUUCAACCUACCUGAGGACUGGGUUUAUGGCCAGGGCAAGAUCUUGGAAGCAGAAUUCAAAAAAGCUUGGAAAAAGCUAUUAGUUCAACAAGGGACCUCGCAAACAGCCGCGAAGGCUGCGGCUAAAAUUCGCAAAGCUCUCGAUGCGGUUAGCGCUUUCGAAAGUGCGGGCAUCUUCACCGUCCCAGUCGAUCCGCUCGUGCUACCGGACUACCAUCUCAAAGUCAAGAACCCAAUCGAUCUGCAGACGAUGCGCGGGAAACUGGAUGCCAAUGAAUACCUGUUGCUGAAUGAAUUCGAGGCUGACAUGAAACUGCUCUUUGACAACUGCUAUACCUAUAACGAGAAGUCGAGUUACGGGCAUAACUGCGGGGUGGCAACGGAGAAAUACUUCAAACGAUUGUGGAAGAGUAUAAAGGGCGCAUCUGAUUCCACAGAGGUACGAAUUCGUUUGUUACAUGGACACUAUCGCUUUUGGUUGUUAAAUCUUUCGGUUGGGGAUGCAGAAGGACAAGAAGCGUAUGGAUAA